Messenger RNA from Eimeria tenella, 1334 nucleotides. RefSeq names its product helicase, putative. The annotation marks the transcript as partial. The record is from RefSeq and is a predicted model, not a curated record. Lineage: Eukaryota; Apicomplexa; Conoidasida; Eucoccidiorida; Eimeriidae. The transcript is spliced from 5 exons.
GCAGCAAGGGGGCCCCACCACACACCCACACCCCCCAGGAGCAGCAGCUGCAGCAGGAGCUGCAGCAGCGGGGACCCCACAGACACAAACAACGCCGCAUGCACUACUCCCUCGAAAUUCGAAAAAACAGGUUCUCGGGGGAGCUGGGAUCCGUUCCCUAUGUCUUUGACCCCCGCUCCCUGCUCAUGCGGAUGCGGCAGGCCCUCUCAGACAGAGACGGUCAAGGGGACUCAGGAGCUCAAGGAGCUGCAGCAGCAGCAGCACCAGCAGCAGCAGCAGCAGAUGCUGCUGCUGAAGUCCCUUGCAGCGGGCCGCGUGACUUCGGCCUCAGCAACACAGCGAAGGACGCGGCGUUCCGAAAGCCUCAAGAGCCGCAGACCCUUAUGAGCAUGUUCACCCCUAGGGGCCUCUUCGCCCCUGGGGCUGAGGGCCCCCAGAGGGCCUCUUGGCAGCCAAGAGCGAAGCAGUUUGGAGGCGCGGGGCCCUUAGCUGCUGCUGCUGUGUCUCCUCCCUCUUCAUUUCCUGCUGCUGCUGCUGCUGCUGUCCCUGAUGCUGCGCCUUCAGCAGCAGCGGCAGCAGCAGGACCAGCGGCAGCAGUAGGACCAGCGGCAGCAGCACCACUAGCAGCAGCAGCAACGCCAGCAGCAGCAGCAACACCAGCAGCAGCCGCAGCGACAACAGCAGAAGCAGCGGGGCCAGCUGCAGCAGCAGAGAAGUGUGUGGGGCUGACAGAGGCCCUCCCGAUAUCUCUGCUGAGGGAAAUUGCUGCUGCGCUGCCGCUGCAGCAGCCAAUCAAGACAGCGGGAGCUGGCCGCACAAAGCUGCUGCUGCUGCAGGACUUGCAGGAAGCUGCUGCCCGAAGCCCCAGCGUGGAGGCAUGCAUUGACCGCAUGCUGCAGCAGCACGCGCGCAUGCAGCAGCAGCAGCAGCAGUUGGCGGCAGAAAAGCAGCGGGCCCGUGAAGGCCUAACAGACGCGCAGCAGCAGCAUGCUGACCGAGCAGCAGCCCGUGCUGCUGCUGCUGCUGCUGCAGCAGCAGGGUGCAGCCCCGAGUACGUUUCGCCGCCGCUCACUCGCCGCGUCCCGCUGCUGCAGUACCUCGAAGAGCGCGGCAGCAGCUACACAGAAGCAGCUCGGAGCUAUUUCAUGGGUGCGGCGCCUCCCAGCGCAGCAGCUGCAGCAGGAGCAGCAGCAGCAGCUGCCCCGGCCCUCUCCAACGGGAGUGUGCAGCGUGCUGCUGCUGCUGCACCGGGUGCUGCUGCUGCUGAAGCCACUUCUGCCGCAGAAAGUCUCCCCGUCACGCCGUUCGCCCCCGACGCCCGCCUGCAACAGUAG